AUGUCUUUGUUGUCGACUGGCUAUGCUGAGUUGAAGACGGCGUUGGAAUAUUUGCAUCAUGAUGUGGCCGAACGUGCCGAGAAACUCCGUCUACAAGCACGCCAAAGACGAAACAAGGAAGCGCAGGUCAAGCUUGCCAACAUUACCAUCGGCGAUUUUGUGUUGGAUGGUUCUAUUGUCCAGAAUCCCCCAAAGUUAGCCAUCAAGUGGCGCGAUCCAUUUCAAGUCCUUCGGGUUGUUACGGAUUUUGUUAUGGAAGUGCAAGAGUUAAUUCCUCCCUUUGCUGUAUUUACGCACCAUGCAUGUCGCCUCAAGAUGUAUCACGAAGGAGGACGGGAAGUCACCGAAGAUCUGGUCGACCAUAUUGCGUUUGGCGAUGGUGGGUUCCAUGUUGAACGGCUCGAAAAGGUGUGA
Messenger RNA from Aphanomyces invadans, 414 nucleotides. RefSeq lists its product as hypothetical. The transcript has a single exon. The coding region runs from base 1 to 414 and encodes 137 amino acids. The record is from RefSeq and is a predicted model, not a curated record. Lineage: Eukaryota; Oomycota; Saprolegniomycetes; Saprolegniales; Verrucalvaceae.